This is a messenger RNA of Rhinopithecus roxellana (golden snub-nosed monkey), 1527 nucleotides long. It is a transcript of the gene TNIP3, whose product is annotated as TNFAIP3 interacting protein 3. Gene Ontology annotation, biological process: cellular response to lipopolysaccharide; regulation of transcription by RNA polymerase II. The record is from RefSeq and is a predicted model, not a curated record. The coding region runs from base 80 to 1288 and encodes 402 amino acids. The transcript is spliced from 14 exons. Lineage: Eukaryota; Metazoa; Chordata; Mammalia; Primates; Cercopithecidae.
AAGAGUCAUAAAGACAGGUCUCCGUAUUAGACCUUGUAGUGCGCUUACCUAGACCUGAGAGGGACUUUCAGGAUAGAACAUGAUUCCAUGUGGAUGGCUCAUAAACAAAAAUGAGAAACAGGACGAUAAACUGGUAAUGUUCACCAAUCAAUCUGAAGAUUCUGAAAGAUGUGAAAGCAUGGAGCUGGACAAAAAAAUCCAGGAUCUGAUUGAGAGAAAUGCUUCUCCUCAUCCAAAAGGAUUCACCCCACAGGCCAUGACAACUCACAGAAAUCUGUGUUCUCCGAAGACUCCAGGAAAAACAGCUUCCAUGGCACAUUUUGUACAGGGCACAUCUAGAAUGACUGCUGCAGAACAUUCUACAGAGCAUAACAAGUGUGCUGAAUCAUCAAUAAGAAAGAACUUGACAAAUUCUCUUGAACAAAAGAUAAGGUGUUUAGAAAAACAGAGAAAAGAGCUCCUGGAAGUUAACCAGCAAUGGGAUCAGCAAUUUAGAAGUAUGAAAGAGUUAUAUGAAAGAAAGGUAGCAGAACUGAAGACGAAACUGGACGCCGCAGAAAGACUCCUCAGCCUGCGAGAGAAGGAGCGGCAUGAGAGGCAGAGAGAGGACGACAGGCAGAGAGAGGACCACCGGCAGCGCGACCUGACCCGGGACCUGCUGCAACGGGAGGAGAAGGAAAAGGAACGCCUAAAUGAAGAAUUACAUGAAUUGAAGAAAGAGAAUAAGCUUUUAAAGGAAAAAAAUGCUCUUGUGAACGAGGAGAAGGAACAUUACGAAUGUGAAAUAAAACGCCUUAAUAAGGUUCUUCAGGAUGCCUUGAAUUUCAAGUGUUCAUUUUCCGAGGACUGUUUGAGGAAGUCUCGAGUGGAAUUUUGCCAUGAGGAGAUGAGAACAGAAAUGGAAGUUCUGAAGCAGCAGGUGCAAAUAUACGAAGAAGACUUCAAAAAGGAACGAUCAGAUCGAGAGAGACUUAAUCAAGAGAAGGAGGAGCUACAGCAAAUUAAUGAAACUUCCCAAUCCCAGUUGAACAGGCUGAAUUCCCAGAUAAAAGCUUGUCAGAUGGAGAAAGAAAAACUAGAAAAGCAAUUAAAGCAGAUGUAUUUCCCAACCUGUAACUGCGGCUUGGUUUUCCACCUGCAAGGUCCAUGGCCACCAACAGGCGCUGGAGCUGUGCAGAAGCAACGGGAGCACCCACCAGACUAUCAGUGGUAUGCUCUUGACCAGCUUCCGCCAGAUGUACAACACAAGGCAAAUGGUUUCUCCUCAGAAAAGCAAGUCAAUCAGUAGAAGUACACACUAACAGAGAGGGACAACAGGCAACGGGGGACCGUGGCUGAGGACCCUCUUCUUUGUUUAUACUGAGGCUUGUUUCUGCCACAAAGGCACAUCAUCUACCCUGUUAUUUGUGCCUCGUCAUGUUUCCCUUUGGCCUGAAUACAGGAAAAGGCUUCUGACAGCUGAGAUCCUGAUCAAAUCGGAGGAGUCCAUUAUUAUACAACCAAAUACAACUUCCGGUUUCCUUGAAA